Messenger RNA from Alternaria conjuncta, 567 nucleotides. RefSeq names its product iron-binding protein (gene ISU1). Bases 1 to 567 code for a protein of 188 amino acids. Gene Ontology annotation, molecular function: ferrous iron binding; 2 iron, 2 sulfur cluster binding. The record is from RefSeq and is a predicted model, not a curated record. Lineage: Eukaryota; Fungi; Ascomycota; Dothideomycetes; Pleosporales; Pleosporaceae. Gene Ontology annotation, biological process: iron-sulfur cluster assembly; intracellular iron ion homeostasis. The transcript is spliced from 3 exons. Gene Ontology annotation, cellular component: mitochondrial matrix; cytoplasm.
AUGUUCAGGAGAGUCGCAGCAGCAGUGCCCGCUCAGGCAGGAAGAGUGCUCGCAACCGCCGCCAGGCCCAGCAUCGUUUCGCCCAUUCGCACAGCAGCACCCGCAGUCUCAGCAGUCACACUGCUCGACCACUACAACAAGCCUCGCAAUGUUGGCUCCAUGUCCAAGACAGACAACGAUGUCGGUACUGGUCUAGUCGGCGCACCCGCAUGUGGCGACGUCAUGAAGCUCCAGAUCCGUGUCGACCCCAACAGCAACACCAUUAGCGAUGUCAAGUUCAAGACCUUCGGCUGCGGCAGCGCGAUUGCGAGUUCGAGUUACCUGACGGAAUUGGUCCGGGGCAUGACACUGGAGGAUGCGUCGAGGAUCAAGAACACAGAGAUUGCAAAGGAGCUUUGCCUACCACCUGUAAAGCUGCAUUGCUCCAUGCUUGCUGAAGACGCUAUCAAAUCCGCCAUCUCCAACUACUACACCAAGAACCCCAACGCACGGCAAACAGACCUUGGCGGCAAGUCGGCGCCGCUGCCAAAGGUGGAGAUUGAGACUGUUUCCUCAGCGACGGCUUAG